AUGACCUCUCUCCAUCCCUCCCAGCCGGAUGAGAUGCAAAUCUUGACUUCAUAUCUACUACAUCCAAGCCCUCUAUCCACGAUUCUCCCAUAUGCCCGUUUCCAAUCUCUGAUUCCAAAGUCGUCUUUGUCUCACUCUACAGAACUCAAGCGGCUAUAUCGCGACCUCCAAUUCCAGCGAGACAUAACCAUCGAUGAUGUCCGAAGACGAAUUGAGACUGAAUGUCGACGCAGCGUUGCCCUCCAAGCCAAGCUGACAAGGAACAUCAGACGAGAGACUGGCAGCAAGCGAAAGCGAGACGAUGACGACGAGGGUGAUCACCUUCCUCAAGAUGUGGACUCGGAUUCCGACCCUGAUCGGUCAAUCAAGCUCGACAGCGCUCUACACGGGCCGCUGGGUAGUACUCUACAAACGCAAACCAAACAGCACAACCAUAGCAGUACAUCCUUACUUUCCUCGCUUGCGGCAGCGACAGCGGAUCUCACUUCGGAAAUAACUUCGCUCGAAGCUGAGCUCAGCGGACUGAGACAAGUCUGUGAGGAGCGAGUGGGUGGAUUGAGUGAUCUGAGAUAUGGCAGGUUCAGCAACAGUGCAGCUACGGGUGAAAGCAUCGAAAAAGAGGUGACAGAUGGCCUGGAAGCGUUGAAACGAGAGCUUAACAAGGCUGCUGGAGACUGA
Messenger RNA from Exophiala bonariae, 678 nucleotides. RefSeq lists its product as uncharacterized. Bases 1 to 678 code for a protein of 225 amino acids. Lineage: Eukaryota; Fungi; Ascomycota; Eurotiomycetes; Chaetothyriales; Herpotrichiellaceae. Gene Ontology annotation, cellular component: Mis6-Sim4 complex; kinetochore. Gene Ontology annotation, biological process: chromosome segregation. The record is from RefSeq and is a predicted model, not a curated record. The transcript has a single exon.